Messenger RNA from Prunus avium (sweet cherry), 1048 nucleotides. RefSeq lists its product as uncharacterized. The record is from RefSeq and is a predicted model, not a curated record. NCBI's taxonomy places the organism in Eukaryota, Viridiplantae, Streptophyta, Magnoliopsida, Rosales, Rosaceae.
GUGGACACUACAAUUCUACGCUGUAUUGGACUAACUUUUUCCGUUUGUUUCCAUAGAAAAUGAAUGAGAAGUGGUAAAGAUUGAAUUUUGGUGCUUCUCACCGCGCAAUUUGUUGAGAAUCUUAUGUCAGACUAGAUUGGGUAGUUUUCUUGAAAAGAAACUACAAAAUGGAGUAGUUUUGGUGGCCUUGUUGCUGGCAGGUCUGUUGUGAUGAAUGUAGAGGUUGUGUGAAUUAUUCUGUUGUACAAGGAACAAUGGAAAGCAAGGCUAACAAUAUAUCAUUCGAUUCGGAUGAGAGCGAAAGGUGUCUGGAAUUUGAAAGCUGUGAUGAGCAUUUAUUGAUUGAUUAUGAUGAGCUUCCAAAGGACAUUGAUUUAUGCUCACUUGAAGUUGAUAAGAUCAUACAACAGCCUAAUGCAAGCUUGCCCUUGAUGGGCAAUGCUGUAGAGCCAUACAUUGGAAUGGGGUUCAAGUCUAGAGACGAUGCUCGAGACUUUUAUAUUGCUUAUGGCAGGCAUUCUGGGUUCACAGUAAGGAUUCAUCACAACCGGCGUUCGAGGAUGAAUAGCAUGGUUAUUGGCCAAGAUUUUGUUUGUUCCAGAGAGGGUUUUCGGGAUAAGAAAUAUGUAUGCAGGGAAGAUAGAGUUCUUCCUCCACCACCUGUCACCAGAGAAGGCUGUGCUGCAAUGCUGAGGGUAGCUUUAAGAGAUGGGGAGAAGUGGGUUGUUACCAAGUUUGUAAAAGAACAUAAUCACAAAUUAAUGGCUCCAAGUAAAGUUCCAUGGCGAGGAUUUGGGAAAAACUUAAUUCGUGAGGAUGAGAAGGAUCAGAAAAUUAGGGAUCUUACAAUUGAACUUAGCAAUGAGAGACAGCGAUGUAAACGCCGAUGUGCAGCUUAUCAGGAACAAAUAAGUAUGCUUUUGAAAGAUAUCCAAGAGCAUAGUGAUCACUUGUCAACAAGAGUUCAAGAUAUAGUAAGGAACAUAAGAGAACUUGAGAAUGAGCAAUGUGUAGAUUCAGAACAAUAAUGCCAUUUGUACAUUUUCCC